AUGAUGAACUCCGAAUUGUUGGAUAAGAAUUUCGGAGUAUGUUUUCCGGAGGAGUUGGAUGGUGCGUUGGAUACUCAACAAGGUUCCGCAAAUUGCUGUAAAUUCAAUCGUUGGGGUUCACUGAUUGCCGUUGGGAGUAUUGAUGGUCGUGUUUACAUUUUCGAUCUCAUAACCAAAGGAGUCGUUAAAAGUUGGGUUUGUCAUGGUUAUUCUAUUACAUCACUAAGUUGGUCACGUGAUGGCCGUAAAUUAUUGACAGCAAGUAACGAUUGGUCCGUAGCAAUCUGGGAUGUUCUAGAAGGAUCUCGAAUUGAACGACAAAUUUACGGUUCCCCCGUUCUUUGUGCAACAUUCAAUCCGCGCAAUGAUAAACACAUAUUGGUUAUUUAUUUGGGUGCUAAUCCAGUGCUCCUAGAUUUGGAAGCGAAACUGCAGACAGAAAUAAAGUUUCCUGAUGAAAUCGAUGAUCAGCCCGGAGAGGUUACCGUGGGAACAUUUGAUCGUAGAGGAAAAUACAUCGUUACCGGUAGUAGUAAAGGACGUAUUGCUUUUUACAGUGCCCAAACAUUAGAAUUGAUCACAUUUGUGAAACAAAAUGCCACACAUCAGAUUAAAAAUGUAUUGCUAACACGUCGAGGUGAUUUCUUAUUAACAAAUUCUCAGGAUCGUAUCAUUAGGACUUACAAGCUGGAUGUUUUACUGAAAAAACAUCAUGGAGCUAUUGUUGAGCCACUGCAGAAGCUUUUAGAUAUAAUCAAUAAAGGUGAGACUUUACAUGAUGUGCAAUGGCAUCCUACGCGCCCCAUCAUACUUUCAAUUGCUAAUGGUCUUGUUUCCGUUUGGACUCAGGCUCAUGUUGAAAAUUGGAGCGCUUUUGCACCUGAAUUCACUGAACUGGAAGAAAAUGUGAAAUAUAUCGAAAAAGAGUCGGAAUUCGAUUUGGAGGAUGAAGAUGCAGAUGAACCAACUCCACAAACUUCCAAAGUAGAGGACGACGAAAUUGUUGACGUUGUAACCCUCAAACCAAACGCUGUGUACUGUAGUUCGGAUGAAGAUGAUGAUGGUAGCAUGUACGUCACUGAUUUAACUGCUAAACGUGGCCCACUUUGGUUUCUACCAAUUGCACCCGAAAUCGAAAAUCCAGAAGAAAAUCCAGCGUUAUUAUUGACAGAAACAGAAGAAGUGACGAAUACGCUUGACGCAGAAUCUUACUCAGGUUCUGUUCACUAUAUUUUCCUUUUCUUGGGUUAA
This is a messenger RNA of Loa loa (African eye worm), 1251 nucleotides long. RefSeq lists its product as hypothetical. Gene Ontology annotation, cellular component: Set1C/COMPASS complex. The record is from RefSeq and is a predicted model, not a curated record. The transcript has 9 exons. Bases 1 to 1251 code for a protein of 416 amino acids. Gene Ontology annotation, molecular function: protein binding. Lineage: Eukaryota; Metazoa; Nematoda; Chromadorea; Rhabditida; Onchocercidae.